AUGUAUCAUUCACAAGGUGCAGCCUCGGGCGGCGGCGGCGGCGGCGGCGACGGGGGAGGAGCUCUCACUGCCGCCGCGACCUACAGCCGAUUUCCAAAGAUUUCAACGUUUGAGGUCAGCCCGCAGGAAAUAUUUUUUCGUGACUUUGAGCCCCACAAGACGUACGAAUCGCCGCUGCAUCUCAAAAACACGACAAAACAGACGCAGUUUGUCCAAGUUGGGCAGCCACAAAGCCGGGUUCUGGCGCUGAAGCCUCCGCGGCAUAAUGUCACCUCCAUGAAGGUUGCGCCUGGUCUCUCUGUUACCUACAAAGUACUCUUUACACCCGAGGAGAACCGUAACUACUCUUGUGACCUUGUCGUCACAACAGGGAGGGAAGAAUUUACUGUCGCUGUGCAUGCCAUUGUGAGCCGAGGCAAACUCACGUUGCCGGAGUCUUUGACAGUGGCACCGUGUCCUGUGAAAAGUACUGGCACAACUAGUCUUUUUCUCCGAAACACGGGAAAGCUGGAGUGCCAGUGGCGUGCAGAGACGUCUUCGCCAUUCACUGUAACCCCAUCUUCUGGCUUGUUGGCUCCAGAUGGGGGUGUUUUUCCCGUAAGUGUGGAAUUUGCGCCAAUGAAGCUUCAACGAUAUGAAUCGGUCAUUCGCUUCCUCCUUGGCCCGGAGGAAGAUAUGGUGCAAAAGCUUCCAGUCAUUGGAACGGCGGUAGAGGUGGAUGUGGUGUUAGAGCAAACCACAUUGGAGUUUCCAUGUACCUUUGUGACACUGGAGAACCAGGCUUUAGUGCGUGUGCGGAAUGACAGUGGUUACACCGUUAACUUUUCAUGGAAAUCUGAUCGCAGCAACUCCGAAGAACGAAGAGCCUUGGAGCGAAAUUUGUUGGAGCAGACUGAGGCUGUCACGUAUUCCGUCCUGACAAGCUCACCAAAUGAGGCGACUCGAAAACGUCUUAGGGAGGAACGUGUCAAAGCUCUUACAAAAGGAGGACGUGUGUUUGACGAUGACGUAUUCACUCUUGAACCAACUAGUGGUACCAUCUACGCAAAGGGCAGCAAGGAGUUUGUUGUCACAUUUAACCCACAACUCGCCAUGGAAUACCUUGCCACUGCAUAUCUUGACAUUGGUGGCAGGCGACUGCGACUCCCUCUUCAGGUAAGAGGAACAGGUCUCGGUCCUCAGUGCGAACUCGAGUACACCCGUCUUGAUAUUGGCAAUAUCUUUGUUGGCGCCUUACAUGAGUAUCAAGUAGCUAUUAUGAACAAGGGAUGUGUGGAGGCACGUUAUGCCGUUCUCCCACAAGAUACGCUCAUGGGGCGAAAGUUUGUGUUUCAUCCCGCUGAAGGCGUAUUGGCGCCUGGGACAGAAGGGGAUCUUUUUAUUCAGCUUCAGUCAGACCUUGUGGGUCUUAUUUCUGAGACCUUCCAUAUUCACAUACAUGGAUCCCUUGAAGACCUGACACUGCGCAUUCGAGGAAGUGUCACAGGACCGGCGCUUCAGUUUGACAUGGAUGAAUUAGACUUUGGAAAUGUUUCAUACAACUGGUUGCACUCCCGUGUUAUAAAAAUGUUAAACAUUGGGCAAAUUCCGAUUGACUUCCGCCUCCGCAUUCCAGAGUCAAGUCCGUUGCACAAGGUCAUUACGGUAUCUCCCUCGGAGGGCAUCAUUCCACCAAAACAGGAGCAGGAAAUCCACGUGAGCCUUGUCUCCAACAUUGUAGGGAACUGUGAGACGGUGUUAUUGGUGAAUGUGGAGGGAGUUGGCGAUGGGGUGGAUUCAAUUCCCAUCAAAGCGGCUUGUCUUGUGCCAACACUUCAGCUUUCCACGGAAAAAUUGCACUACGGUACAUGUUUUGUUGGCCACGAGUAUAUCAUGAAUCUGGAGGUUGUCAACAAGACGGCUCUGCUUGGGAAAUAUGAGGUGAUUUUGCUGAAUGAAGAAGGAGUUCGAGCGGCAAAUGCCCUUGUUGUCAUUGACUCUCCAGAGAAGUCACAAACCGCCAAGGUGAUCGAGCCUCGUAGUCGGUCUCAGGUGCCAGUCAAACUCACACCAUUGGCUGUUGGUGGUUUACACAUGACUUUGUACGUCCGCGUACUGGGCUCGGAUGAACCGCCGCUGCCUGUUUUAUUGACGGCAACAGCACGUGGCCCAACAGUAACGGUGGAGCCCAUGUCCCUUACGUUCGGUACAUUGAUGUUGCUGGAACAUUCAGAGCGGAAAUUUGUGUUAAAUAAUACGAGCCCUAUUCCUGCCUUUUUUUCCAUAAAGUUUAUGCAGAAUGCUAGACACACUACCCAAUCUGUCUUUCGCGUUGAUCAAUCACGGGGGGAGAUAGCCCCCCACAGCAGUACAACCGUUAAGGUAACGGCAUGUCUUAACGAUGCGCGGUUGUUUUCGGAGAAGAUUCAAGUCAUUGUGAAAUAUGCUGAAGACGAUGCGCAGAUUAUCUCUGUGACGGCACAUGGUAAAGGCUACGCUUUGGUUCCCACUGUGCCUAUUAAUAAAAUUGAUUUUGGUGACGUUUUUACCGAGACACUGGCAGAGAAAGAGAUUUGCUUACGUAAUGAUGGGCAGCGUGCCAUUGAGGUAUUGUGGAGUGGCGGUCGCGGCAAUCGUGUCAUAGUGGGUGGUCCGCCUAUCGUGUACCGUAUUGUUCCAGAGACCGCCGUGAUCGGCGCCGGAGCCUGCUUCACAUUUACGGUUCAAGGCCUGGCAGAUGCAGCUGGGGUCGUCACGGAGGAGUUUCAACUGAAGGAUAAAAGAGAGUUUAAACCGAUUCUCACCACAUGUGUCACUGGGAACUUUGUUCUGCCUGCAAUUGCCUAUAGCACAAAGCGGGUGGUCUUUGACUACGUUUACGGUGCCGAGGGUGAGAUCGGAAACGCGGUCAUGAUGAGGACAUUUACGAUGACGAAUACAACAACACAAUCGCUGGACAUGACACUCAAAUGCGUAGAGGCAUCUGGUGGGGGCCAUUCUCCCUUCACUUUGGUCAGUCCUACAUCCUUUACGCUAAUGAGUGGGGAAACGCAUAUUGUGGCUGUCAAUUGUGAUGCACUCUACCGCCAAGACUGCGUCGCUCACACGACAAAGGGUCGCAUUUUGGUUGCAUUCACCAAUCAUCCCUUUACGGAGUUUGUUAGCCUGGUUGGGAAUAUUGCAUUUCCAACCAUUAGCAUUGAACCGGAGGAUCGACAAGUAAAUUUUGGUUCUAUUCUCGCAGAUACUGAGGGACGCUCAAAACUUACUCUUACAAACCUGUCAUCGUUAGUGGCGGCCGAAUUUGCGUGGAGUAUAGAGUACCAUAAUGAGUCUUUAUCAAGUCGAGCUGAGACAAUGCAAAAACGUUUUGACCUUGUCCCUUUUAGAGGGGUUAUUCCUCCGGGAGGAAAACGCGUUGUUGAUGCCGUCUUUUACGGCACCCGAGGUCGACAUGAGGCCACAGCAACAUGCAUGUUGAAAGGGGGGCCGAGUUACGAUGUGAGUUUAAUUGGUUGGAGUGACGCCGCCGUGCGCUUUGACUCCACAAGUCUUGAUUUUGGGGUGAUGCAUUUCUCGGAGAGGGCCAAAAAGACAAUCUCCAUCUCCAGUAUUGCUCAUGUUGCCAUUCCCUUUACGGUGGACACCGCUAUGCUUAAACAGCCUGGGUGUAUGGUGGUGAAGCCGUUGAGUGGUAUAGUGUCCAAUAAAGUUGUGUUGACGGUGUCGUUUUGCCCGAUGAUUCCAGAAGAGGUUGUAGAGACAUUCUCCGUACAGGUUGGUCAUCUUGACCCACAACUCAUCACAGUGCGAGGCAUGGGUCAGGCAUACACUGUCACGGUGGCUUCCACUGACAAAAAUGCGCUGUUGACCCGGAUAGAGGAUCCACAAUACACACGUUGUCUAGAAGAACUAAAGGACAAGAAGUGGGUGCCGUACCUUGAGAGGUCUGGUUACCCGCAAACAUUGCCGGGUGUGGUGCCUCUUGUGGUGGAGGCUGAGCGGCUGGCGUACUGUCGUAAUCUUAUGCUCGCAGCGAUGAUCCCAGAUAGCUCAACGAGCACACCAACACUCUUUCCCACCGUCACGCACGCGAAGAACAUUGACACUGAGGUUUUAAGGAGAGAGAAAACGACUGUGCUCGCGCGAUACGCGAUAGACUUUGGACAUAUGACACGACUGGAGAUACGCAGCGUUAAGUUGUCUCUGAUCAAUACGUCUAUUUACCAUGUGGGUAUUGUUUUUGACAAGCAGGUGAUGGAGCUGGGGGUGCUGAAUAUGGAGCCGCGAAAGAUACCUACAUUGCCCCCGUUUUCAGCAACGGAUGUGACGCUGUCACUGGCCCCUAGCGACACUGAAAAGGUUGCAAAUGGUGCAAACCGUUUUGAAUUUUUUCUUGAUAUAAAUAAAGGUUCACGUAUUAUUAUUGAGGUGUUUUGUUUUGUUGCGGCACCCGCCUUAACACCAUGUGAAACCGUCCUAGACUUUGGUGAUGUGCUUCUUGGACGAAUUAAGAAAACUCCACUACACUUCCACAACGCUGAGGUUAUCUCAUGUACGUGGCGAAUGACAUUGAUUGAAUCCAAGCGGAAGCCGGCUACAGACUCAGAUGCUGAUGCUGCCGCUGCUGUUUGUAAUCCUUCGCUUGUUGCCUCCAGACAGCAGUUCAGGGUCAAUAAGGAACGUGGAACUCUUCCUCCUCAGUCUUGCAUGAGUAUCAUGGUGAGUUUUAUGUCUUUUGUUCGCGGUCCUGCGAAGGCCAAACUGCGGUUGCGCUAUGCCUCAAACUCAGAGGAUCACUAUGUGUUAUUUAAAGCCAAUGUUGUGGGUGUGAAUGUGGAGAUUUCUCCGUCCCCGCUGGUCUUUCCACCGAUGUUUCCGUGUCAAACCAUGAAAAACAGUUUCACCAUCAUUAACAACGAGGACAGACCUGUGGAGGUGUUCAGCAUGAACUUUGAUGAGAGGCAUCGUGUGUGUAUUGGUGUUUUACAACGUGCCUUGGAAAUGCAAAAGACGACGUUGGGAGAAGAAUGUGAACUUCAUCUACCUAUUCGGGAAGCCGGCGAAUUUCUGCCACAACCUCUCUUGGAGCUUGUCUUUACGGAUAUACAACGGGAGGAUUUGGUGCUUGAAUACAAGGAUGCGGAGGGAUUAGAGAGUGAUACUGUACGUGAAGGGAUUUCUACAAGUCGUCUCCCUUCAAGAAGGGCGCGGCACUCGCAGCUGCGUAUAGAUGCGCCAGCGUCGUCAUCACGCCACUCGGACAUCUUUCUGGGCGAGACAUCUGAGGCCCAACCCUUGGUCAAAGGCGAGAGACAACUUGUGAUUGUCACAGGCCCACCGUUUUCGGGAAAGACAACACAAGUACGGCAGUUGAUGCAGACAUCAGACGUGCUGCAGAUAGACUUGGAUGCCAUGGUGCGUGCGGAAGCUGAAUUUGAUACAGCGGAGGGGGAGCUAAUUCGCACCAUCCUCUCUGAGCGGGAAGAAAACCGUGCAGCAUGGGUUAGUGGAAGUGCCGUUAACGAUUAUACUCCACUUCCUGCAGAGAAGAUUAUGGGCUCUAAUGAAGUAAAAAUACUCUAUGCGCUUUUGAUACGUCAUCUUUCUACCGUAAAGUCUGCUGUGCUUGUGGUGAUAGAUGAUGUUAAAUCGAUUCUUACCGUUGAUCGGGAGGCUGUAUUGCUUGCCAUUGAAAAUGCAGCUUCUACCGUAGGACGUACAUUGAAGAUUGUUUCUCUCGGCGUGAGUGAGGCAGAAGCAGGACUUCGGCGUGGUCUUGAGGUGCAGCAGAAAUGUCGUGAGACUCUAGAAGCGGCUGUGACAGUGCCCCUUACGGAGGAGGAGUAUGAACAGUUAGGCGUGGAGGAGCGUGAUGCGUACGAUCGUCGUUUGUUGUACUUUAAUGCGUGUAAACGGGCCCUUGCUGAUGCCUCCAACGAGGUCUCCCGCUACACUGCGGAGCUGGAGAAAAACCCACAGCCAACAGUGCAAGAGGAGGUGGAUGCACAAAUAGCGGCGAGGGAGGAAAAGGAAAUACUCGCGCGAUCAACUUCAAAAGGUAAAAAAAUUGUACCGCAGCCGCGUCCCAGGCAGCAAUGGGCCCAACUCUCUGAACUUGACCAAUACAAGGAACUUUACGAACUACUGCGCCGCACAGAAGGUGAUGGUGCGCAUAUUGUGCUCAACGGAGAGGAAAACGAAAAACACGUAAACGCAGCCAUCGUGAAGCAUAUUUUCUCAUCUAAUUGUACUUCAACUCCAGUAAAACCCAUCUCAGUGCCAUGCGAUGAAGCAGAAGCUCAAGAAGCAAAUAUGAGUUUUUUUCCGGAUGAAAGGCGUAGUGGUGUUUGGGAGCUAAUUACGGAGAAAACGAUAGGGCAGAAAAAUAUCCGAUUUGACGAAUUUCGCUUCUUUACUACUGUUCAACGAGAAGUAGCAGUAAAGAAAGCGGCGAAGGGGGCUCCUGUGCAGACGAUGUUGGUAAUGGAAGAAGCCACGCGAUGGGUGGUGCCGCCCAAGUCAUCGGUAGAAGUUACUGUUGUUUUUUGUAGUGAUACUUUGGGCAAGCUGAACGUUUCCUUCACGUUUGGUGUGACAGGCACAAGUCAGGAAAUUAAGUUGGAUGUCGUUGCAUGCACUGCAUAUCCGGAGAUUUGCCGAGAUGACAAAAAAAUAUUUCCUGUCACCAGGUCACGUCUUGUUGCUGGCAAGCAAUUAAGUCGUGUAUUUGUGACAUCAAAGAGGACGUAUGACUUUGGUCCGCUUAUUGUUCCAGGAGGAACGACCGGUACGCAAUUGUUAACUGCAAGGAAAAGUGGGCGAUCGAGUGAACUAGGGAGCAUUUUAACCAAGAGUGGCACUUUAACUAGUAAGGAAAAUGGCGCACUGGACACAAUGACCUUUACAAAUACUAGCAUCUUCCCCGCAGAGGUUUCACUACUAUUUGGAAAAGAAAAGGAUAACACAUUCUCAGUGACGCCAAAUAAGUUUACUUUGUCUGUGGGAGAAUCGGCAAAGGUGGUGCUGCGCGCUGUCCCUGAAACUAUUGGAGAAGCAUCAUCAACCCUCGUUGUUACAGUGCGAGACAAUCCCACACCCUGGUUUGUAAAUGUGUCAUGCAUAGGCACGCGACCAGCAGUAACCCUGGAUGGAAAGAAGGAGUUGCUGGUGCAAUAUGGACGUUGUCUAAUAAGGCGUCAGGAUAAGAAAGCCAUUACCAUUGCCAAUGACAGUUUGAUGCCCAUUCGCUGGCGCCUUUCAGGGGUUGAGAAGGCUCCAGUGGAGUUUGAACUAAGCUCCACUAGUGGCCUUCUUGAUGUGAAUGGCAUUUACCCGUUGGAGGUUUUCUUUAAACCCACUCGCCCUGGUGUUCACAAUGUGGCACUCAAGGUAGAGGUGACCGACGCUGAAGAAACGUUGUUUGAGUCACUUCCUUUAUCAAUUAAGGCGGAGGCUCAUGAUGUUGUGGUGGAGUGGACGCGUCAUGUUGAUUUUAAACUUAUGCAUGUGGGUGAAACAAGGAAGGGGACAAUCCUCAUCCUCAACAAAAGCACAUAUGAGGUGGGUUACCUUCUACGUUUACCCAAACCACUACAGGGUCUAAUCACACUUAAUCCGAGUGAGGGGAUACUGCGUGGGUUGGUGGGUUUCAAGGACGCAUCACUGGCAACUGUGGAGGUGACGAUUUGCUUUGACAAGGAAGGCGAGAUCCCGGCAUCACUUGGUGUGAUUGAGGCUUCCUUCUUUGGCCCCGUCACAAAUGAACUGCUUUUCCCUGUGCAAAGUAUUUCUGUGAGCGGGGAAGCAUGGUACAAUCGGUUUACAAUUAAACCCUCUUGUAUAGACUUUGGAUCAUGCGUUGCCAAUCAGAGUAAGCAGUGCUCUUUUGAACUACGCAACACCGGUCGGUUUUCACUCAAUUUUAGACUUUUUAACUACAAAAAUGGUUCUGCGUCAUUACAGCAGGAGGAUGAGGAAGGCAGCGGCAAAAAGCACCGAAAGUCUGCAAAAUCAGAUGCCGUAUUUCAAUUGGGUGCCUUUACGGUCUCUCCAACUACAGGCAGUGUUGCUGUUGGGGAGAGCUUUUUGUUUCAGGUGAGCAUCGUACAAGGAACGGCGUCAUGUCAUAAGGAGACGCUUGGCAUAUACAUAGACCACUGUGACUCAGAGACAGAGGCAAAAGGAAUCCCAUUUGAGCUUGUUGCCUCCACAACAACGCCUGGUAUAGUGGCUGACCUCUCAUCUCUGCUGGAUGUCGAAACGAUCUUUGAAGAGCAACAUGUGGUGACAACUUACUCUCAACGCAACAAAACAUUGCGUGCUUACUCAAGGGAGACUCGUACCUUUCACUUUGGCUCCAUUCUAGUUGGAAGUCGGGCGGAGGAGCGUUUUCGCAUUGCCAAUUCCAGUCCACUCACAUGUACCGUGAAACUACAACUUCUGCCACCAAACCCACGCGAGGGGAAAGAAAAGGAGAAGGAGAAGAAGGAAGCGGAGCCCGUAACUUACCUGGAUGGAUUUCAGUUGUUGAUUGAUGGAGAGCCAGAGAAAUCGAAUAAGCUUCAGCUGCCAUCGUUUGAGAGUCGCUUUGUCACGGUCAGCUUUAGUCCUCCCGCAUUACAGUGUUUUGGGGCCCGGUUUGAAGCUGUGGUAAUUGGUGGAACUGAUCCAAAGACGAGUGUCUUAGUGUUUGACCUUGCCGGGGAGGGUGUUCUUCCGACGGUGGAGUACAUCCUUCCGCCGCGGCUUCAGAUACCAUUUAACAUCAGUCUACCAGCGCCGGUGAAAAAAGGCGGCAGGGGGAAAGCAAAAGAAUCAAGGAAAUUGACGAUGCAACAGAUGCUGAACGUUGCGGCAGAGAAUCUUCUCGCCGACACCAUUCAGUUACCAUUGACACUGGUUGGAAAAAUGACGUCAAGAACAUUUACUGUGCGUAAUACAGGGGAUAUGGACGCCCACAUUCGUCUGUCGACUCCAGAUGUGUUCCCGAAUGACAUGGAUGUCACGAAUUUGAGAAACGAUUUAUUUCUUCCAGUGGGUGCUGCUGAAUCAUUUGUACUGUCUUUCACACCCACAUCGAUAGAAAAACAUCGGGUGCGGUUGCGUGUCUCUGUGACAGAAAAUCCAUACGAAGACCGAGAGUUUUGGGUUGUGGCUGAAAGCUACUUCAACGUUAUCAGUUUUGAAAACAUUGAUCCUGGAAGCGAGGACCAACUCACGCUGGGCCAUUGUUAUGUCUCACAUCCUGUGGAGCGUGUGGUGGUGCUCUGUAAUAACAGUCCACAUGCGAUUCGCUUUAACUGGAGUUGCCCCUCUUCCAUUCUUCAAUGCAGUCCACAUGUGGGCCACAUUUCACCAGGUUCAUCAAAGCAGUUAACGUUGCGGCUUUACACGGACGUGGUAUCGAGUGAGACAAUUUCCUGCGUCUUUGGAGUGACGUCUAUUGAAGUUAUGGGAGGAGAGGAUUGGGACAAUGCGCAGACAAAACCUAGAUGGGUUGUCGUUUCCUCCGAGGAGGCAGAGUCUGGGGAAGUCUCUAUCUCCUCGGAGAAUGAGUCUCGUAAGAAUGUUCGUAGAGUUUUUGAAACUGUUCCAGAGCCCUUGUACAAUGCUACCAAUGAUCUCGUGUUGGAAAAGUUCUUUUACGUCAGCUACGCCUGUGAUUUUGCCGCUUACAAAGUUACGCUACCUAUGAGUGGGGAUGUGGAAGUUUUUGACACUCUUACAUUCCCUUUAACAAAAAUUUUUCAGAGACGAAUUGCUGUACUUCGAGUACAAAACACGGGAUUAAAUGUGUUACCCUUUAAUUUUGAGGUAAAUGACCCUCUGCAACGUUUGGGUAGUGCGUCGGAUACCGCUGGUGUAUUCACUGUGGAACCCGCCUCAGGCAAGGUUGAGCCUCGCACGUAUCAGGAUGUGCGUGUGACAUUUGCACCGAAGACUAUUGAAGAUGCUUCUCAGGUGCUUAUUGGUUCCUUUCCUCAUAGUGCGCAGCCCAAAUUUCAUGUUUCGCUUCAAGGGACUGCUGAGUGUCCGUUGGUCCACUUCAACGUACCUCCAUGUGAUUACUUGGCCUUCCGUAUUGAUGGUGAGGCGGGACCGGAGUUGAACCCUGAUAUCAUUCCCAUCAUGUUUUACUCCUGUGGGCUGCAGAGUAAGUGCACUGUCAGCUUUAAAGUCAUUAACCCCAGCACAACAACGUAUCGCUUUGAGUGGGUGAACGAUCCUACGUUGCAGCGAAUCUCGCCGUUUCGGUGCCUAACACCCUCUGGUUCUAUUUCAGCUGGAAAACAGUACGAAAUGACGUUUGAUUACACCUCCAGUUCCAUCGGCAUUCGUGAGGCAAAAUGGACUUUUUUUAUUUCAGGUCAUAUGUCUGUCCCAUUUUUGCUGGUGGGUAAAACUGAGGAGCCCAAUGUGUUUCUGCGUGUGACUCGGGUGAACUUUGGUGGUGUGACAGUGGGGAACAAGAAUGAACGUAUUAUUGAGCUCGAGAAUCGUGAAGAUAUUUCCUUUACGUUUUCAUUUGACCGCUCGGUGCUUGGCAGCGACAAGUGCCCUGUGGGUGUGAGACCGUUGGGUGGAACCAUUCCGCCGCGGUCAGCCAUCCCUCUUACGGUAUCGUUUACUCCAAAGGAUGAAACCUCGGUGGACAUGAGGUUGAUUUGCCGAGUAAAGCGGAUGAGUGACCCGCUGACAAUAAAUGUUAAGGGCGAAGGUCUUUGUAUUCAUUCCGUGCUGACAAUCGAGGAAGAAGACGCAGAUGAUACGGCAGAGCCUGUUAUCGUGCUACCUUCGCAGAUCUUUUAUUUUAACUUGGGUCGUGUGCAUGUUGAGACUGUGGUUAAAAAGCGUUUUGUUCUUACAAAUGAUGGUCAGUGUCCCAUGGACUACAUCAUGGUGGUACCAGAGCACCGCUUCAUUCGAGUUGAUCCUCUCUUUGGCACAGUGGCUCCGAAGCAGCGAGCUGUGAUUAUGCUGGUGUAUUCUCCGACAGAAGAGGAGACGGUGCGCAACUUUAAAAUUCAAUGCAAGGUUGAGAAGACGAUUGUGUACAACAUCCGAUUGGGAGUCAUCAGUUAUGUGCCGAAGGUGCAAUUUGGAUUUAUGAAGCAUGAUUUUGGUCCCUGUUUCAUCACCGAGUUCUCCUCAGAUUCCACUGUGACAAAGGCGCUCUCGAUGAUGAAUAUGGAAACCAAGGAGAGUGUGGCACUAGACUGUAUUCUUUCUCAGGGGAACAUUUUUGAUUUGGACGGCAACUCCUUUGUGCUUUCUCCAGGUGAGGUGCGCCAUCUCAACAUUAGUUUUAUUCCGUUUGAGGUGGGAGAGUUCACGAGCGAACUCCGAAUUACUCUCAACGGUAGUUACUCUUUCUUCAUCUUACUUAGAGGGGAGGGCGUUAUUCCACGUAUUGAGGUUCCUGUUCGUUUCUUAAAGUUGGGUGUCGCCCGCAUUGGGGAAAGACGCGUGGCUGAGAUGCGAUUAGAUUGUCGAAGUCGCGCCGUAACGCCUGUCUCCCUGGUCGGCUGCGUGGAUGCAGAUCUGCAACAAAAGGGCGUCUCGAUUAGUCCCGCUGAACUCUUUCUCAUGCGACCCCGUGAGAUUCGGACGAUUACGGUUUCAUUUAAACCGACUGCCCGUAUCCCGGAGUUUCAGCGGGAGCUGCGCAUGAUUGUCUGUGGACGUGAGAUGCCACUUGCCAUCAUAUCGGCCUCUUGCGAAGACGCGGAGGUUUACUUGGACAUUAAAAAUAUACUCUUUGAUGAUGUUGUGGUGGGUGCCACUGCGUCUCGCCGCAUUGUCAUUAUGAACAGUGGUGACCUUACCCAACGCUUCAAGUGGGAUUUGUUGCUUUUGCCUCAGGGUGAAAUGCGGGUCAUCCCGUCCGCCGGUUCAGUGCAUGCCCACGCGGAACAGGUGUGUGAGUUUGUGUAUACCCCAAAGAAGCCAGGGAACGUCUUUCGACGCGCUGUGUCUGUAGAAUUUGAUGACGCUCCGGCCUUGUCUGUUAACGUGGAGGCACACGCGGUGGAACGACCCAAAGUGGAAUCUGUGUUGUCAUUUGAGUGCUGUGCACAAGCCACCACAACAAAGAAGGUGUCUGUAAACAAUCCCACGGAUACCGUGUGGACGGUUAAACCCAUUAUUGAAGGCCGGUUGUGGACGGCACCAAGGUCGUUGCAAAUAGGCCCAAGGAGUAGUGCCCUGUUGUCUGUGACGUAUGCACCACUGUUUGUUACCAAGGAGAAGGAUAUCGCCACCCUUUUCAUCCCACUUCCCAACGGAUCUGCCCAACACAUUCAAUUGGAGGGUGUGGCGUUACAUCCGGUGGAGGAAGCCAGUGUCACAGAAAAGACAAUAGAAGCGAAUACCCCACAUCGUGAGUCCUUUGAGAUACAUAACGGCACAGCUCAGCCUCUACGCUUUCACGUCAGUGUCCAGUGGAGCCCAGAACCGGAGAAGGGCAUGGUAACUGUCAAGGCACCAGUGAGUAUUGAUGUGCCCGCAAAAAAUAUCAAAUCGUGCCCCAUUAUAUUUUCUUCACUAAAGGAGGGUAAUCUCCGCGGGACUGCGCAAUUUCGCUGCAUUGAGCGUGAGGAUUAUACCCAGGUGUUUGAUGUUGCGCUGCGUGUUGUACCAAAGACGGUGUCUUCAAUAUCACAACUUGUGGCAACCGUACGCAACGCUGCCACUUACCUUAUGUCCAUUAGAAAUCCCUUAGAGAAGAAUGUUACUGUUAGUACGCGCGUGGAGAAUGGCAACGAUGCUAUUUUUGUUGAUUCCUCCAUCACGAUUCCACGUGAAAGUACUGCGGAUAUUCCUAUCCGGUUCUUCCCUCUCUUACAUAAGGAGUAUCCACCGGCGACUGUGACCGCGACAAGCGCGGAGCUUGGCACCAUAUCCUGUAAACUUCAGCUUCGCUCAAAUCCACCUGGGCCAGAGGAGGUUACACGAGUCACAUGCCCUCUCGGACAGACGGUUGUGUUUCCACUUCGAUUCAAGCAUUACUAUAAAAGCAACUGCGACUUUGUCGUCCGCAUAGGGUCCAAGGUGAGUCCCUUCUCAAAGGCUGGGAGCGCUAGCAAUGUCAAAGCGCCCGGAACAACCCGGCCGGAGGGGCAAGAGGUGAUGGUGGAGAUUCAGUAUGAGCCUACGACGGUUGGUGAGACAAAGGAAUUCAUUGAGGUUUUUUCGCCUCAAGCUGGUCUUUAUAUAUUUCCUGUUCUGGCGUCGUGUUUGCCACCGCAGCGCCAAGGGCCAUACCUUAUGCGGCCGGGACAGACAACAUCCAUUCCGUUCCGUAACGUUUUUGCGGAACCCAUCACAGUCACGCUAUUGACAGACUCAUCCAGUUUUGUGGUGUCCAAGAAUACAGAGAACGUGGCGGCAAAGAAAACAAUUAACAUUCAGGUGAUGCACAGAGCAGAGGAGGGUGGUCAGGGCCCGCAGACGGGCAAACUUACCGUCUCUGGCGUGUAUAAUGGAGAGACGUUUCAGUGGGUGUACUACUUAAAGUUGGCUGUGUCGGGCGCGAUAUCCACCCCUUCAGUAUCACCCGUCAGAAAGGGGGAGUAG
Trypanosoma rangeli is the source of this 13557-nucleotide messenger RNA. RefSeq names its product hydin-like protein. The record is from RefSeq and is a predicted model, not a curated record. The coding region runs from base 1 to 13557 and encodes 4518 amino acids. The transcript has a single exon. Gene Ontology annotation, biological process: axonemal central apparatus assembly; cilium movement. NCBI's taxonomy places the organism in Eukaryota, Euglenozoa, Kinetoplastea, Trypanosomatida, Trypanosomatidae. Gene Ontology annotation, cellular component: axoneme.